This is a messenger RNA of Tribolium madens (black flour beetle), 1134 nucleotides long. Its product is annotated as cilia- and flagella-associated protein 251-like. Gene Ontology annotation, cellular component: ciliary basal body; centrosome. The transcript is spliced from 3 exons. NCBI's taxonomy places the organism in Eukaryota, Metazoa, Arthropoda, Insecta, Coleoptera, Tenebrionidae. Bases 83 to 871 code for a protein of 262 amino acids. The record is from RefSeq and is a predicted model, not a curated record.
UGAUCACCGGCGUCUUGGGAACAUCAUCAAUGUCAUCAACUGUCAAAAUUGAAAGUUUUCGAUUAAAAAAUUUAACAAUGAAAUGAGUGAUUCUGGGCAUGAAUUGCGUGAAAACAAUGAAAAAAUCGUAAAGUUAAUGUCGAUUCUCAAAAAACAACGAAACGAAAUGAAUUAUUUAAUAGAGAAACAGAAAGAAGAAAAAAAUCGGAUACAAAACGAGAUUGAAAAAUUAACGUUUAAAUUGUCGUUGUUGACGAAAAGUUUGGGCCAGAGAGUCCAAGCGAAGAGUAAUUACGAUAAAACAAUCAAAGAAAUUGAGGAAAAUUACUCUAGUCUGGUGGAAGAAUCGGGAAAACUUCUCUCUACCAUCACCAAAGAGGUGCACGAAUUGGAGGAAAUCAUGGAUAAGAAAAUUGGGACGGAACAAGAGAAACGACGUUCACUGGAAGAAGAAGCCCGUGAAAAGUCGGGAGAAGCCCUCGAAAAGUCCGAAGAAGCCCUCGAGAAGGCCGAGGAAAGGUCCCACGACUCCCCCACCAAUGGCUCAGCUGUCCUCGAAGGAGAAGAUGACGAACAACUCGAAGGCGAACAAGAAACAUACGACGAAAUCUCGCAAGACAAGAGCGAAGAAGAGAUGGAGAAAAAGUCCUCCCCCUCAAAAAUCGACAAACCGCCCCCGAUUAAAUCCCUCUCAAAUGGGGUUAAAAACUUCAAGAAUAGCAUCGACGUCGAAUUGCAGAGUUACAGAGAGGCGUACGGCCGCCAACACACCUCCGCGUCGCCCCCACACUCCAUUAACGGCGCUGCUGGGAAUAGCAAACGGGACUCCGUCCCCAGCAAAGCGAGUAGACGCAAGUCGGGCCCCCGUUAAUUACCUUGUAAUAGUACAAUGUCACGUCCGUCCUGGCUCUCAACGACGCCCUAAAACCCCAAAAUUAACCCCAUUCCAAACUUUCAUAUACAAACCUUGAGAAAAUCGGUGAUUAUGUUAGGGCUGCGACGUUUCGGGUCUGGAGAACAACAAUCGUCGAAAACGGCCUUCACGCGACGACCUACAACAACCAAAAUAGGUGUUAAGUUUGUCUUGUCAUUUUUGAGGUUAUGUCAAAUAAAAUUAUGUUUCCCUACAUGAAA